This is a messenger RNA of Wyeomyia smithii (pitcher-plant mosquito), 2085 nucleotides long. RefSeq names its product zinc finger protein 431-like. NCBI's taxonomy places the organism in Eukaryota, Metazoa, Arthropoda, Insecta, Diptera, Culicidae. The transcript is spliced from 4 exons. The coding region runs from base 122 to 1999 and encodes 625 amino acids. The record is from RefSeq and is a predicted model, not a curated record. Gene Ontology annotation, molecular function: RNA polymerase II cis-regulatory region sequence-specific DNA binding; DNA-binding transcription factor activity, RNA polymerase II-specific. Gene Ontology annotation, biological process: regulation of DNA-templated transcription.
CAAAUCAAAACAUUUAUCAUUACAGUUGUAAUUUAUUCCAUUCAUAACUUGUCUGUUUAGAUUUUGCAUUAUUCUAUUAUCCGAUAGACUUUCACGGCAUUACCGAAUAAAAUUUAUCAUCAUGAGUUUGAUAAACUACGAUGCUUGCCCUUUCGAGAAACAAGAUAUCAGAUGUAAAAUCUGCGAGUGUACUGAAGGGGCCAUGGAGUCUAUUUUCUGUGAAUCCAACAAUGAACGACUACUUGACAAGAUCGCCAGAUGUACGGGUGUCGAGUUAAAACCUGCCUACGGUAUGAUUUCACCUGUCUGUGAGUUUUGCCGCUGCCGUAUCGAUCAGUUUGACGAUACAUUCAAACCACAACAGAAGGAAUAUGUGGUUGAAAAGGUUCGAACCUGUUCGGAAGCGCCCGAUGAUGAUCCUUUUAAUUGUUUGGAGAUAGACGUGAGACCUGACAUUUCUGAAUAUGUCGAUCUUCCGUUUGAAAUUAAAGACGAGGAUUCCUGCGAACUUGGGAACGUACGGGAAGUUGGUGUUGAAGAAGUUUUGAAAAAAGCAAGAGAAAAUUCAAAUUUUUUGAAUCAUUCUCCUCAACCGGAGGCGAAACAUGACGACACGGGGCGACAAUUGAACGGAAAAGAUUAUUCUUCAGGAGAUGAGUACGAUGAUAAACUAGAUGACCACAGUGCCUCAGACGUAGAAAAUUUGAUAGUAGAGCUAUCGGAAAGUGUAGAAAAAGAAAUCUCUACUACUCCAGAUUCGGAGUUAGUUCCACCGAAAAGACCGACUGAAUGUAAAAUUUGUGGAAAGCGCGUUACCUACAUGAGAGAUCACAUGCGGUUACAUAGCGACCAGAAAAAAUUCAAAUGUCCACACUGUGAUCGAUCUUUCACUCAAAGCAACAAUUUAAUUUAUCACGUUAGAAAACAUACUGGAGAAAAACCGUUUCCAUGCGAUAAAUGUGAAAAGAGUUUCAUUUGCAAGUCGCAUUUACUGUCACAUCAGCGGUCCCAUGUGAACGAUCAACCCUUUGUGUGCGAAUUUUGCUCUAAGCGUUUUAAUCAGGCGUGCAAUUUAACGAAACACCUUCGCGUUCAUAGUGGUGAAAAGCCUUACAAAUGUAAAUUCUGCAACAAAGCCUUCAUGAAUCUGUCGAAUAUGAAAACACAUGAAAUGCGACACAGAGGCGAACGAAACUUUACGUGCGACGUCUGCUCUAAAAGCUUCUACGAUAGUCACCAUUUAGAGCGACAUAUAGCAACUCAUUCAACAGAAAAGCAAUUUAAGUGCGCCCUAUGUCCCAAAGCAUACAGAACAGCCAACGCCCUCAAGACUCAUGCUAAUAAUUGCGUACGAUUACAAAUUUCACUCAAAUGCGAUAUUUGCCAAGAAACGUUUCCAACACAAAAGCAGUUGACGCGUCACCAUAAGAUUCAUGCAGAUGCUGAACUUCAAGGAUCAUUACAGUGUCCGGUUUGUUCGCGGGCUUUCAAAAAACCAAAAGUUCUAGAAAAACAUAUACAGCGGGUGCACUCGGAAACUGCCACGCAACAAAUCGACCCGGUCACAGAUUCCCCUCAAUUAGAAGCUGAUCCUCGAAAGUUUCAUCGUUGCGAGGUGUGUUCGAAGGAAUACAUUACAGCUGAAACACUGCAAGUUCAUCUUCGAUUGCACAUGCCAACCGAAAAGCAGUACAAAUGUGAACGGUGUCCACGUUCCUACAGCAAAAAGGAUAAUCUUGCCAAUCACAUACGAACUCAUACUGGUGAAAAACCGUUCGCUUGUGAAUAUUGUGCUUCACUGUUCGACCGGCGAUCCGAUCUUAGGAACCACCAAAUUAUGCACCACAAGCAUGCGUCGGGUGGAGCGUCGAAAAAGGCACGAAAACUUUCGACGAACCCUGUAGCACCGAGAAAUACUCCUCAAUUAAUUGAACUACCACCGGAAGUGCUGCCGGAUUCUGACGAUGUGGUGAUUAAGUUUGAAAUUAAAAAUGUUUGAAACCUGAGAGAAGUUACUUAAUUUAGUGUUUGCAACAAAGCCUUUUAGAAAGUAGAACCGGAUUCAAGACUUAAGCAACAAAGAGA